Messenger RNA from Penicillium antarcticum, 696 nucleotides. RefSeq names its product fumarylacetoacetate hydrolase family protein. Lineage: Eukaryota; Fungi; Ascomycota; Eurotiomycetes; Eurotiales; Aspergillaceae. Bases 1 to 696 code for a protein of 231 amino acids. The transcript has 3 exons. Gene Ontology annotation, cellular component: mitochondrion. Gene Ontology annotation, molecular function: acetylpyruvate hydrolase activity. The record is from RefSeq and is a predicted model, not a curated record.
AUGGCUUCCAUCCGUGCCAAUUGCCGCAAGAUUAUGUGUAUCGGCCGUAACUAUGCCGAUCACAUUACCGAGCUGAAUAGCGCAACCCCCAAGCAACCCUUCUUUUUCCUUAAGCCCGCCUCCUCCAUCCUUAUUCCGGGCGCCGGACCCGUCCUCCGCCCCAAGGGCGUCAGCCUCCACUAUGAGGUCGAAUUGGGUUUGAUUAUGGGCAAGACCAUACGGGACCUGGAUCCCAAUGAUGAGCAGGGCGCGCUGGACGCGAUUCACAGCUACAUCCUCGCAAUCGACAUGACAGCCCGCAACGUCCAAGACGAAGCCAAGAAGAAGGGCCUCCCCUGGUCAAUCGCCAAGGGCUUCGACACCUUUUGCCCGAUCUCUCAGGAAAUCGCCAAGUCGCGCAUCCCCAACCCCCACGACGCAUUCCUGCGCCUGAAGGUCGGUGACGUUGAGCGCCAGGCUGAUUCGACUAGCUUGAUGCUGCACCGUAUUCCUAAGCAGCUGGCUCAGAUUUCUCGCGUGAUGACGCUUGAGAAGGGUGAUAUUGUUUUGACUGGUACGCCGAAGGGUGUUGGCCAGGUUCAGGCUGGUGAUAUCAUGCGAGCUUCUAUUGAGGUCGGUGGGAAGGAGAUUGAGGAGGGUCGCAUUGAGGUUGAGGUGCAAGAUCGUGAGGGGCGGUAUGAGUUUAAGGAGACUUAG